CUGGGGGUGGACGUUUUCCCGCUCCGUACACCCAGCGUCCGCUGGAGAGCGGGCGAGCUCAAGGCGAGGACAGCCGGAGGCGGGGCGAGAGUGGGCGGUGACGCAUCCGGCUCCCAGGCUCCCAGGCCAGCUGGCUCCGCCCCCGGGAGCAGCGCCUCCACCGCCUCCGCCGGCGCUCCAACUAAAUGAGCCGGGCUGCGCGCCAGGGCGCCGCAGCGCGUUGGGCCGCCCCCAGCCCUGCAGGCCGCUGGGCUGGCAGCCGGGCAAGCGCCGUUCGAGUUGAGCUGGCGGGCGCGGGAGAACUCUGUGUCGCCUCGCGUCACCCCGCCCCGCCUCCCGCUUGCUUCCCAGGGCCCCGCGCCCCGCCCCGCGCGCAGGCGCAAGACCGCUUUUCGGGUCCGCCGUUCUCGAUAUUUGAAUUUCCCCCAGCCAAGCGAGAGAGACCAAAUACCCGGAUGGUGAUCGCUGGCCUUUUCGCGCCAAUACUGUGAGUUCUCACUACAACCUUGAGAGAGGAAAAAGGCAGGACGGUCUUCUGCUCAUGCCAGCCAAUCAGCAGGACCCCCGCCUUUCUCUGGUCUGCCACUGCCACUCCAGGGCAAGGUCACAGCAUCUGCGUCGGAAGUCACCGGAAAUCACAGGACUUCUUCCUGUUGGCUCAGCUGGGAGGCCAAGGAGCGUUUUGCAAAAACUGUUUGUCUGAAUUUUGAAAUAACUGCGAAGGCUGCCACUCUUUUAAGCUCUUUGCCCCAGGUCACAACUAGGGUUCCAGAUGAAGCCCCAGUCAAGGCAGGCUCUCUGCCACGUGGCUGUGGCCAGCUGCCUCUGUAUGGGCACUGUCUACAUGGGCAUUUUUGAAAGUGUCGCGGUGCAAGUGGGCUAUGAGCACUACGCGGAAGCCCCAGUAGCCAGCUUCCCUGCCUUCCUGGCCAUGCCCUUCAACUCACUCAUUAACUUGGCCUAUGUGCUCCUAGGAGUAUACUGGCUCCGGAGAAAUGUCGACACCAUAGGGCACCCCGAUGAGGUGAGACGGGUUUGUUACCUGAAGGAUGUUUUUGCGGGCAUGGCCCUGAUCUACGGCCCCGUGCAGUGGCUGCGGAUUGGGCUGCAGACGCACCCCACUGCUGUGCUGGACCAGUGGUUCACCUUGCCCAUCUUUGCAUGGCCAGUGGCCUGGUGCCUCUACCUGGAGAGGGGCUGGGAGCCCCACUUGCUCCUUGCCAUUGAGUGCCUCUCACUGUUCAGUUAUGGCCUUGCCCUGCUGCACCCCCGCGGGUUUGAGGUUGCGCUGGGUGCGCACAUCGCUGCCACCGUGGGUCAGGCGCUGCGUGUCCACAGGUGCUACGGCAGCAACUGCUCAGGAGUGUACUUGGUUCUGGGAGUGCUCUCCUGCCUGGGCUUUGUGGUCCUCAAGCUGUAUGACCAUCAGCUGGUGCAGUGGCAUCUCUUCCAGCGGCUCACGGGCCAUUUCUGGUCCAAAGUCUGUGAUGUGCUUCAGUUCCACUUCGCAUUCUUAUUUCUGACAAAUUUAAACACUUGCCAGAGACUCCCUCCUGAGGGGAAGAUGCAGUAAAGUGUGGAAAGACCUUACAGCUGCUUACCCCCAACGUCAAAAUGGACAAACAGAUGACAUGUUGUCCUCAGUGUUAAAUUUCCUGGAUGUGCCCUGGUCUGGUAGCUCAGUUGGUUAGAACACUGUCCUGUUACACUAAGGUUGUGUGUUCAGUCCCCAGUCAGGGCAUAUACAAAAAUCAACCAGUGAAUCCAAUGAAUGCAUAAAUAAAUAAAACAAUAAAUGGAUGCUUUUUAAAAAA
Messenger RNA from Phyllostomus hastatus (greater spear-nosed bat), 1814 nucleotides. RefSeq names its product transmembrane protein 187 (gene TMEM187). NCBI's taxonomy places the organism in Eukaryota, Metazoa, Chordata, Mammalia, Chiroptera, Phyllostomidae. The transcript has 2 exons. Bases 773 to 1573 code for a protein of 266 amino acids. The record is from RefSeq and is a predicted model, not a curated record. Gene Ontology annotation, cellular component: transport vesicle.